This is a messenger RNA of Lineus longissimus, 550 nucleotides long. RefSeq lists its product as uncharacterized. The transcript is spliced from 3 exons. The coding region runs from base 169 to 528 and encodes 119 amino acids. Lineage: Eukaryota; Metazoa; Nemertea; Pilidiophora; Heteronemertea; Lineidae. The record is from RefSeq and is a predicted model, not a curated record.
UAAAAUACAAAUAUAGUGUAUAAAUGAAUAACAACCGCUCGUAUAUAUCAGACGCAGACGCCGGGAGGAAUUUAUUCAAUUUUGUCGCCAUGGAAACGGAACAUGUAUGGUUUGAAUCGGAAGCAAUUGUGAAAAAAUGCUUUGUCACGAUCGCAGGACAAAAGAGAAAUGAGUGCAAUAAAGAUCUCGAUUGCAUGCAUCGCUUACUUCGUCAUGGUUUUGGUAGCUCUACUACAGAAUCAAGUCCAAGGGAUGAGCCCAUUGGGCCAGUACACCGUGUGCAUCCGCGAGUGCGAGACCAUGAUCUACUUGAAAAAGAACAGCUGCUGGAACCUCAUCACACCAUCAUGCGACGAAGCGCACGACAGUUUUGUUGACUUCUACCUGUGGGCGAGGUGCAUGCAGGAGUCUACUGCGGUUUGUACGGACAAGUAUCACGAAUGCAUCCAGGGGUGUAAGGAAAUUCACCGUUCGAACGUCAGAAAACAGAGAACCAGGAGAAUCAGGAUAAACGGAGAGAAGAACUAAAGGUCUUCUGACUUUUUAACAA